Molecule: messenger RNA, 4722 nt
Organism: Talaromyces marneffei
Lineage: Eukaryota; Fungi; Ascomycota; Eurotiomycetes; Eurotiales; Trichocomaceae
Exons: 5
Coding region: 1-4722 (1573 amino acids)
Biological process (GO): double-strand break repair via homologous recombination; DNA replication
Cellular component (GO): chromosome; nucleus; RecQ family helicase-topoisomerase III complex
Molecular function (GO): nucleic acid binding; ATP binding; four-way junction helicase activity
Source: RefSeq, a predicted model, not a curated record
AUGACCAAAAAUAAUCUCAAGCAGCAUCUUCGUUGGCUUGUCGACCGUGGGCAACCAGACUUUGCCGCCUUGGACGUGUUGUUGACGCGGUCUGGUGUUGAUGCCUCGAAUGUGCAAGUAUCAGCACAACCACAUUCAGACAUACCCCAGCCGACUCGUACGGAAGAAUCAACAAUUACCACAAAUGCAAACUUGCUGGCGAUACUGAAGGGAAAUGAAGAUGUGGAAUUGAAGGUCGAUAGUGAUGGAGACUGUCUCUUGCAAGACGCGAAUAUGGCACGACUGAACCUCAUUCCCUCGUCGGUAUCCAAGCCACGGAUGCUUAGUAUUGCGGCCGGCAAUAGGAGCGACGAUGCGAGACCUUUGACACCGGGAUCUGAUGCCCGUAAGGAUAAUGCGCCAGACAAUUCGAGAAUUGGAGAUACUACAUAUCGCUCUGCUCCAGCUACCAUAAUCUCAAGCCCGAGUCGAAGCAACCGAAACGCACCGUCAACGAAAUUAGGACCUAUCCUUUCUUCGGAUUAUAAGUCUCAAUUCGAUGAUAUCGAAUCUAUUGAUCUUACAGGCGACGUAGAACCGACUACUUCAUCCGGGACAGUUGAAGCGUUUGGCGACUCACAAACAUUAUGGCGGGAAGAUUAUGCUAUGCGCCCGGAGCCUGUAGCUAGAAAAGGCAAAAAGAGAAAGAGUGACGAAUACCAGUCGGACCUGAGAUCGCCCAGAAGGAAUUCUCCUCGCGUAAAAGCUUCCCAUAUUCUGGAUGACGACGACGCGUUAGUUGUUGAUAUUACACCAACAAUCUCGUCAGAUCCGUCUUGUUAUGAUCACAUAUCUUCACAAGAAUUAGCACAACAGUCACCUGUCCGUUCAGCUGUCUCGAAGAAACCAACUACUACUACAAAGCCGGGCGAUAAAUCGAGAAAUAAACGAAUCAGCCAAGACGAGGAUGUUGAUCGUCUGUUUUCCUGGGACUCAGAUGAAGAUGCAUUUGAGCCUCUACCCAAUAAGGAGACUCGCCCGAUUGAAGAAAGGUUGAACCCUAGAGACAGCGAUCGAGUGACAGAGCACUCGAAUGUCGGUACCACGUCAGAAGACGAACUCAUCCCGGCUCAGGUGAAGCCAGUUUCGCCUAAGAAGGCCUCACCCAAGAAAACUUCACCUAAAAAGAGACAGACUAUUGUUGAGACCGUAACUUCUACGCCUUUGUCUCAAACCCUUCAGAACCCUAAAGUGGACCAAUUUUUAUCUCUCGAUCCAACAGUUGUCGAUGCAGCAAUUGAAAAAUUGAACAAAGACUUGGUUGCGAAUGCAAAUAUUGUGGUGCAACAUGCCAUUGAAGGGGAACUCCCGCCCCCGGAGCUUGUAGCCGAAGGAAAGGCCGCUCGAACGAAAGUUGAAGCGCUGGGAAAAGUCAAGACAGAAAGAGUUCGAUAUGAUGAGAAGAAGCUGAGAAAGCAGCAACUCAAAGAUAUGAUGGUAAAAGCAGUGGCUGACGGUGAGGACUUGAACGGCCUGGCAGCAGAGAUCAAAGAGAGCCAAGACAUUGCGAAGGAGCUCCAAGCGAUUGAUGCUCAAUUGGGCGAUCUAUUGUCUGUGAUUGAUAUGGAUCUUUCGACUUUUCUUCCUCCCCCUCAAUUCGCCAACCUACGGACCACUGUGUUACCUGCCACACCACAGACGCUUGUACGGCCUCUUGCCCAACCCGCUCCCCAAAGAUUUCAGACCGAUACUCCGUCAAUAUUACCCUCGAAUGGUAGUAAUACAAGUCUGAAUACAACCUACCGGCGAGAUCUGUCGACUUUCCAGGAAGGCAAUUCGUAUUCUACUGGAAUACCCUCGAAUUCUGCCGGUGCUUUUAUCACCUCGGAUGAUUUCGACUUUGACGAGGAAGACUUUCUUGAAGCAGACAACGCCAUGUCGACCGCACAUUAUGAACCUCCAGCAACCUUUUCUGACAGUCGUAGGGUCUUUGGCGAAACUUCAGGGAAUGCCAGUCGUCAACCGCAACUGCAACCGACCCAGAAGCCUACGGUUCCAGAUUCCAACUCUAUGUUAUCAUUCGCUUGGUCGAAAGACGUAAAAACGGUAUUGAGAGAUCGCUUCCAUCUGAAGGGUUUCCGGCCUCAUCAGUUGGAGGCCAUCAAUGCGACACUCGGCGGCAAAGAUGCAUUCGUUCUAAUGCCCACAGGAGGUGGCAAGUCUCUAUGUUAUCAACUGCCAUCUGUGAUACAUAGCGGCCGAACUAAAGGAGUUACUAUUGUGGUAUCACCUCUACUCAGUCUGAUGGAAGACCAGGUUGACCACCUUCAGAAACUUGGAAUCAAAGCAUACUUCAUCAACGGAGAUGUAAGUUCUGAGCACAAAAGAUGGGUCAUGUCCGCUCUUGCAAGUCCCUAUGCAGACCGAGAGAUCGAAUUGCUAUAUGUCACACCUGAAAUGAUCAACAAGAACGUGACCUUGUGUGACAUUCUCAAAACACUUCAUGAUAACAGAAAAUUUGCUCGUCUAGUUAUAGACGAGGCUCAUUGUGUCAGUCAAUGGGGACAUGAUUUUCGCCCUGACUAUAAAGAACUCGGAGCUUUUCGCUCGAAAUUUUCCGGACUCCCUGUAAUGGCAUUGACUGCCACAGCAACUGAAAACGUGAAAAUCGAUGUUAUAAACAACUUGAGAAUGAAGGAUUGCGAAGUUUUGAGUCAGAGCUUCAACAGGCCCAACCUUACAUAUGACGUUCUACCCAAGAAAGGCUCCGCACCCGACAUUAUUUCACAGAUAGCAGAUAUCAUUGAAACUUCUUAUCGGAGAAAAGCCGGCAUAGUCUACUGUCUGUCUCGGAAAGAUUGCGAAAAGGUUGCCCAGGAGCUUUCCCAAGGGUAUAAUAUCAAAGCAACGCAUUACCAUGCGGGUAUGCCUUCAGAAGAACGGACAUCUGUCCAGCGUGACUGGCAGGCUGGUAGAUAUGAUGUGAUUGUCGCAACCAUUGCCUUUGGUAUGGGAAUUGACAAGCCGGAUGUCCGAUUUGUUAUUCAUCAUACUAUACCCAAGAGUCUGGAAGGUUACUACCAAGAAACAGGGCGCGCCGGACGAGACGGCAAGCGUUCUGGUUGCUAUCUGUUUUACAGUUAUAGAGAUACCGCUGCACAGAAACGCUUCAUUGAACAGUCCGAGGGUGACUGGCAACAGAAAAACCGCCAACGGCAAAUGCUUCGACACGUUGUGCAAUUCUGCGAAAACCAGAGUGACUGCAGAAGAGUUCAAAUUCUUGCUUACUUCAACGAGUCUUUCAGUGUCUCUGACUGCCAUCGCACGUGUGACAAUUGCAAGACGGACGAAGCCUUCCAGACCAUCGAUUUCUCAACGUAUGCGAAGAAAGCUAUCCAGCUUGUCAAAUUCUUUCAUGAGAGAGGGGAGGAUGUCACUAUAUUGCAUUGCAUCGAUAUUUUUGCUGGAAGUAACAAGAAGAUGAAGGGAGACCAUGCUCAAGUACCGCAAUACGGUGCUGGUACCGAAUUGGAACUUGGAGAUGUCGAACGGUUAUUUUUCAAGUUAGUGGGUGAAGACGUUCUGGAAGAGUGGUCCAAAACGACGAGCCGAUUUACACAUCGGUACGUCAAACCGGGUCCGAAAGCCGCACAGUUUCUUGCAUCAAGAUCUCCUUUUACAAUGCAAAUACGCGCUUCUUCGAAGUCAGCAAAGAGGGCAAGUGACGCUUCUCGCAGGACUACCUCUACUGGUGUAUCUGGAGUGUCAGAUUACCAUCCUCAGUCUACAAAUGUACCUUCUCCUGUACAAGGUUCACGUCGAAAAGCCGCACCAAAAGCCAAAAGCAAGCGCGGAGUCCCCCAAGCAGUCGAUGGCGAUGAAGAUAGUGAUGGGUUUGAACCAGUCCGAGAGGCAGGUAAAUCAAGCCGACGCAAAAAGGCGGAUGUGGGACCUCCUAUCGUGGAGGAUGGUCGACUCGCUGAAUUGGACAACAAUCAGCAAAUAGUGGUUGAGGACUUUGUUGCAAAUGCCAAGGAGCUCUGUCAGCAGAUCAUGAUGGAGAAACACCUUCGCAACCAACCGUUUUCCGAUGCCAUACUACGUGAAAUGGCAAUUCAUCUUCCUGAAGAUACAAAUGCAAUGAAUGCGAUUCCUGGUAUCAAUAAGGAUAAAGUCAGGAUCUACGGUUCUCGAUUCUUGAAGCUUAUUAGAAACGCGAAGAAACUGCUUUCAGAUAUCAGGUCGAACAACGAAGUCAUCCACGAUCCGAACCAUACAAACGUCAUCAAUCUCGACAGUGACGAUGAAUACGGCAAUGAUGAUGAUUUCAUGCUCUCCCUUUCACAAAUGGAUACGAAUGAUCCGAGCAACACUAGUCAGUACUUCGACACAUCCGCCAGUCAAACAAGGGUACCAUCCACUCAAUUCACUGCUCUAGAUGCGCCAUCUACAAGCAGUAGGAAGACAACAAGCAAGGCGUCUUCUGCAUCACGCAGUCGACCCCGUGGCAGCACACAACGUACCAGCAGCGGAUCAUCUUCCAAGAGAAGAAAAACACCCUGGAACCCGGAAUCUUAUCGUUAUGCAGGCAAGGGAAGCAACAGAGGCUACAACAAUCCAGGUCGUGGAUCAUCAUCCUCCGGCUAUAGUAAUUAUCGCCGGUCGACUUCUACCAGCACAAAUACUAAGCGCAAGACGAGCACAAAACCCUCUGGGCCAGCAAUUGAUCUGAUGCCAACAUGA